CUGAUCCUGUCGAAAAUGACAUUAAAAUAUCACCAAGUCACAAAUUGGUGAUAAUGGAAGGACUUUACCUCCAUUUGAAAGAACCUCCAAUUUGGAGAUCAAUUGCAUCACAUAUGGACGAACUAUGGUUUCUACAUAUAGAUCGUGAAAUUGCAAAAAAAAGAAUGAUCAAGAGGCACAUUCAAAGUCGCAUUGCUGAAACUGAAGAACAGGCAAUUUUUAGAGUAGAAAAUAGUGAUAUGGUGAAUGCUAAUUAUGUUUUAGAAAACAGUUUGACGCCAACUCGUACAGUAAUUGCCGUUGAUGAGCCUGCUCAUACUAUUUGA
Messenger RNA from Dentiscutata heterogama, 326 nucleotides. The record is from the annotation of a GenBank genome assembly. Lineage: Eukaryota; Fungi; Glomeromycota; Glomeromycetes; Diversisporales; Gigasporaceae.